This is a messenger RNA of Scedosporium apiospermum, 1209 nucleotides long. Its product is annotated as Cation diffusion facilitator family transporter. The transcript is spliced from 2 exons. The record is from RefSeq and is a predicted model, not a curated record. Gene Ontology annotation, molecular function: zinc ion transmembrane transporter activity. Bases 1 to 1209 code for a protein of 402 amino acids. Gene Ontology annotation, cellular component: membrane; Golgi apparatus. Gene Ontology annotation, biological process: transmembrane transport; zinc ion transport; intracellular zinc ion homeostasis. Lineage: Eukaryota; Fungi; Ascomycota; Sordariomycetes; Microascales; Microascaceae.
AUGGCCGGGGAUGACACUAUAAAUGACGCGGAGCCCCAGGCGCCAAGGAAUCCCUUCAACUUCCAGACGCAGGUGCUAUCGACAUCCCCAGUGAAGUCGAAUGUCGGCCAGCGCCGUGGCCACAGAUAUAAACACAGCAGUAUCUCUGCCCAGCACCAAAUCUUCCAAGAGCCUCCGCCGAGACCCCCUCCGAUCCUCCCCGCGUCGCUCCCAGUACCGACUGUAAAGGAAGCAUGGCGUAGUAUGCACCAUGAUCAGCGAGUGAGGUUAUAUUGGUGCCUCUGCCAUCUCGUUGUGGCCGUGUUCGUCUUCUUCCGCUCCGAAGGGUCCCUCGCCCUCACCGCCCUCUCACACCUCGUCUUCUUUGACGCUGGGAGCGCGGCCAUUUGCGUUGCUGUGGAUGUGCUCGGUAACUUUGAAGUUUGGAAACGGAGUAGUAUACGGCAUCCCUUCGGACUGGAACGCGCAGAAGUUUUGGCGGGGUUCGCCUUGUCCAUAUUCCUCCUAUUUGGCGGGUUUGACCUCGUCUCCCAUGGCGUCCGACACUCUCUCGAGUCGGGAAGCUCACACGAAUCCCAUCACCACCAACUCCGCCACGAUAAUGCGCACGGGGUGGUCUCUCCGAGGAAUCUUAGCUGGGCGGCUACUUUGUCCAUCGUUGGAACUGCGAUAUCUGCAUAUGGACUAAGGAACCAUGCCCGCAUUGCCAAGGUCAUGCGUGUCUCCUACCUCGCCUCGAUGCCUAGGAUUCUCUCCAGCCCGUUCCAUGUGCUCACCUUAUCCUUUUCCCUCCUCCUCCUGGUCCUUUCCUUACUCGGUAUCAAUUACUCCUCCGGGCUGGAUCAUCUCAUCUGCGCUGUCAUUGCUAUAUCUAUGUUUGCUCUCGGUCUUCGCCUUGCGAUAUCUCAAGGCCUGAUGCUCUUGAUGUCAUAUGGAGGGAACAAGAGCGUGGGUGACGUUGUGCAAGAAAUCGAGUCUGACCCCGGCAUUUCGCACGUCGAGGAGGCCCAGUUCUGGCAAGUCCACUACGGACUCGGUAUGGCAAACCUUAAGAUCCGCGUCCCCAAAGGCUCAGAUGAAGGCACGCUGAGCCGGCUUAGAAAUCGCAUCGCCUCUCUGAUACAGAGCCGGCUUGGCGAGGGUUAUGGCCAGGGAGGUAGUCUGAGGUGGGAUGUAACAAUACAGAUGACGACGGAUAUAAAUGUGUAG